Morus notabilis is the source of this 1035-nucleotide messenger RNA. RefSeq names its product probable calcium-binding protein CML44. Lineage: Eukaryota; Viridiplantae; Streptophyta; Magnoliopsida; Rosales; Moraceae. The record is from RefSeq and is a predicted model, not a curated record. The coding region runs from base 165 to 680 and encodes 171 amino acids. The transcript has a single exon. Gene Ontology annotation, molecular function: calcium ion binding.
UCAAGUCUACAUAUAUAAAUAGGGCCACGCGUUGUACCCUUUAACACAAAUUAGUACGACGUUGGUCAACUAAAUUUUGCAAGCCAUUUGUAAAUACCAUAAUUCGAGCCGCAACACAAACACAACUUGUAAUUUCAUCUUCUUCGUCUUCACUGUUAAUUAACAUGUGUUCAUUAAGCGCCAACGACUUGAACAGAAUUUUCAAGAAGCUUGACAAGAACGGCGACGGCCUUGUGAGCGUCGACGAGCUCAAUUGGCUUCUAGAAAGGAUCGGCGUCGACAUUCAGCUUAUAAGCCUAACGGAGCUGGAGUCCUUGGUCGGAAAAUCGAGCCUCAGUUUUGACGAGUUCUUGUUCUUCUACAAGUCAAUAUCAAACCCUAACAAUGGAGAGAGCAAAGGAGGUGAUAUUGAUCAAGAUCAAGAUCAUGAUCAUGAUCAUGAUGGAGAGGACAGUGACCUAGUCAAGGCGUUCAAGGUAUUCGACAUAAACGACGACGGAUUCAUCUCUUGCGAGGAGCUUCAAAGCGUGCUGAUAAGAUUAGGGUUGAUGGAAGAUCAUAACAGUAGCGGACGUGAUAAUUGCAAGAGCAUGAUCGGUGCUUUCGACGCCAAUUCCGACGGCCAGCUCGAUUUUGAGGAAUUCAAGAACAUGAUGCUGCUUACUAUAGCUAAUUCUUAAUUAAUUAGUGAUAAUACGCGUGAUCACGUGCCUUGAAUUGAAUUCAUCAUCUAGAGCGGUUGUGAUGGUCAAGUUGGAAGAAUAUUCUAUUGUUCGGGAAUUUUGGUCAAAUAGUUCGUGCUCUUACGGUUCUUACCUUAUAAUGGUAUACCAAAUAUACAUACAUAUAUAUAUGUGUGUGUGUGUGUGUGCGUACAUAUAAUUAGAUAAAUAUAUAUAUAUAUAUUAUGGUUAGUAUUAAUCCGGCAGUCUUCGUUGAGCGCUGUGUGUUAUAUGAUGUAAGGAUUUGAUUAUUUCCCAGGAAAAGGAGAGCCCAAAUUGUCGUUUUCAUACAAAUGAAGAUUUUCAUUGCUAA